AUGACAGAAAUCCUGAUACUUACCCCCUCGAAAGCAAGCCCUCUGGGGUCUCCAUUCAAAAGAAAACUCACACCGUCGCCUGAAUCGUUCCCUUCAAACAAACGCGUGAUUCUGUCCCCAGAGCCACUAUCUCAUGCUCACCCAGCGACCGUGAAUUCUGUCGUUGUUCCACCACUCUGCCGACACAUAGUCAUGCCCUUCGAUCUGUCUAAGGAUAAGAAAGGAUUUUCCAACCCCAAUCUCAACAUCCUUUUGAAUCUUUUUCCGCAUCUGAUAUCUGUGUCUUUUGAUGGAUACAGCUUAGUUUUUCUUUUUAGCACAUUGCCACCAAAGCCAUGGCCAAAAACAAUCGCCGGGGCUUUGCCUUAUUUCACGACCGAUUCUAACAACAACGGCCCCCUUUCCCCUUUUCUCAAUCGCCAGAGCAAACAACCCAAGCUGCAUUUGUACAGUGAAAGGGAUGCCAAUGACCUGCUCCCACAGGAGAUUGAUGAAUUCCUUGAGCUUGUAUCAAGUGCCUUUGGCAAACUCGAUAUCGCUGUUACUGAGAUCCAGUAUUGGGAACACUUCUUCGUCGUUGUGCUCGAGGACCGCAAUACCGAUUUGAAAAAUGUCCCGUGUCAAUUUGCCAAAUGCCUAUGUUUUUAUCUUUUUGAAUGGGAAAUCCAUCGACCGGAUAUAAAUUCAUAUUCUGCCCGCCGCAUGAAAGAGCCAAGAGACACCGUGAAAGACGAUAGUACGUAUGAAAUAUUACGUCCAGGCAUCAUGGUCAGCUCAGGUUGGCUGAACGAAAGUGGCGCCGAACUCCUAACCUCAUCUGGUACACUGAUUCGAGACUGUACUGGCGAAGUUUACAUGACCAUCGCCUCGCAUGGAUUCCCCAAUGGCGGUAAAGUCUUCCAUCCAAGCGCCAAUGGCAGACAGAUCGGAAAGAUUAUCAAGAAAUUCGACCAUACUGAUGUUGCGUUGGUCCAGCUUGACGACACCGAGACUUUCACAAAUGAAACUUUCGAAAGUCCAGUUGAUGACGUUCCAGCAACAAAACUACAAGACUUUUUACCAUUCACUGAGCCAUUUAUGGCUCAACUUGUUUAUAUGAACAACCCAUUUACAGGAUAUUCUCGGGGCAUGGUUGGCGCUUAUUCAAUUACACGAAUUCCCAGCGAUGCCCAAAAUGCGACCGACAUGCGAUGGAUCAAGACCAGAUGGUUUUACCUGGGCCAGGAUUUCGUCAAAGAACUUGUGGAUGGGUUGUACGGCUCAGUAAUCUGGGAUGCAGAUGGCAAGGUGCUUGGAUUUUUCAAUUUUGCAAUUACACAAGGAGCAUUGAUGAACUGGGGCUGUUUCGUGGCAAGCGAUGAAGUUGCAGAACAGGGCUAUUGUAUUUCACCAUAG
Molecule: messenger RNA, 1395 nt
Organism: Talaromyces rugulosus
Lineage: Eukaryota; Fungi; Ascomycota; Eurotiomycetes; Eurotiales; Trichocomaceae
Exons: 1
Coding region: 1-1395 (464 amino acids)
Source: RefSeq, a predicted model, not a curated record